This is a messenger RNA of Babesia bigemina, 303 nucleotides long. RefSeq lists its product as hypothetical. The record is from RefSeq and is a predicted model, not a curated record. Lineage: Eukaryota; Apicomplexa; Aconoidasida; Piroplasmida; Babesiidae. Bases 1 to 303 code for a protein of 100 amino acids. The transcript has a single exon.
AUGUGCUUCUACCAUUUUAAGACUGCUAAAGAAGCGGCGUUCUACUGCCCAGUACCGUACGUCCUGGACCCGCCCAAUUGCUUCUACCAAGUGUUAGUGGAGGGUGAAGUGAAGAACUUGAGUGACGUCAGCCAAUCUUUGGCAGCGUUACAUUCCAAUCACUUCGUAACCGUGCGUAUAUAUAGUUCAGUUGUAGGGCCAUACGAGACUCUGCGCCAGACCCCACCGUUGGAGUGCCGCUGCGUGACCAUCAAGGGUGUCGUCCUGUCUACCAUCCAGAUCGAGCAUUACUACGCCAAGUAA